GCUAAUAGAAGUACAGUAGGAAGAUUUUUCCUUUGUGAGACCAGCUUUACAUGCCUGGUCAUUUGACCUGCCAUGAACAUCUCACCUUGGACCAGUGGAAUAAAGUUGGUUCACUUGGAUUUGAAGGGGGCUCCUCCCAAAAUAGAAUACUUGCAGAAGCUAAUUCCCCUGUUGGCUCGUCUGGGUGCAGAUGGAUUACUUGUGGAAUAUGAGGACAUGUUCCCCUAUGAGGGAGACCUGAAAAUCCUUCGAGCUAACAGCCAUCCUCCAUAUAGCCGUCAAGAGGUCCAAAUAAUACAGGAUGCAGCCAGGGCCAGUGGUUUGGAGGUCAUCCCACUGGUGCAGACCUUUGGGCACCUAGAGUUUGUCCUGAAGCACAAGCAGUUCUCAGAGCUGCAGGAGGUUGGGUACUGCCUCGGGACCCUGAAUCCCCACAGGGAGCGCAGCUUGCAGCUGGUGCUUGAGAUGGUGCGGCAGGUGCUGGACCUACACCCCCAUGCCAAAUACCUGCACAUCGGGGCAGACGAGGUCUACCUCCUUGGCCAAGGGGAAGAAUCGAGGCAAUGGCUAAAUAUUCCCAGCCAUGACAUACACCACCUUUUUCUCAGUCAUGUGAAAAAUGUGGUGAAGCACAUCCAAGCAACAUGGCCCUACCUCAGACUUAUCAUGUGGGAUGACAUGCUGAGGGAGAUGAGUCAUGACACUCUUAAAGACAGUGGUCUUGUUGGUCAUGUCCAGCUCAUGUUGUGGGACUACAGUCCAUUUCUUGAUGUGGAAAAUACAGUGCGUCUUAUGGAGAUGUACAGUAGGGCUGGCCUGUCGGAAAUAUGGGCAGCCAGCUCUUUUAAAGGUUCAACCAACGUGAACACCUGCGUGACCUGCACUCAGAGGCAUGUUGAUAACCACCUGCAGUGGUUGAAGGUGGCCACGGCGCAGCCCAUUGGGGCAGAAAUCCAGGGAAUCGCUAUCACUGGCUGGCAACGGUAUGAUCACCUGUCCGUCCUGUGUGAGCUGCUGCCUGUGGGCCUGCUCUCCUUGGCCUCGUGUCUUCAGACACUACGUCAUGGAGGCUUCAGUAAGGAGGCACAAGCCAGCGUCACAGAGGUUCUUGGAGUCUCCUCCAUGGAAGUGGCACAUGUGCAAAGCCCCUCUGUAGGUGGCCCCUUGAUCCCAGGCCAGAGAUUAGCUGAGUUGGUGGUGGAGCUUACUGCUAUAUUACAGUCUGAGGAGCUUCGCUUUGCACACACUAAUAUGUACGUGAAAGGCUGGUUUUCCCCAUUCCACAGACAGAAGAGGCUGGUAAACCUUGUUAUAGUGCAACAAAUUCAGCAUCAAGCAAUGAUUUUGCUGUCCAGUGUGGAGGUGAAGGUGCAGGCUCUGUGGCAAGAGAUGACCCAGCUGUUCCCCGAAGCUACUGCCCACGAAUGGGUGCAGCAGCACGUCAGCGGAGUGCUGGAGCCCCUCCGAAGCCUAGUGCAGGAUGCAAAUGCCAUCAUUCAGGAGAUGCUCCCGAGCAAUACCCACCUGCCCCCUGUUGAACAGGAAAGCUGAGAGGGGUUGCAGACUAGUAAACUGCAGGUCAAGGAGAUGUGAAGAGUGAGCUCAGAUUGGCCAGAGUUACUGCUUCAUUUUGUGCCCUUUACUUCACUCGUUACUAUAUUUUAUCAGAUAUGUAUGUAUUGUGUAUAUAUGUGUAUGGGCAAUUCAUGGCUAAGGAAGCUAAGGAACUAGACAUGCAAAUGACAACUUGCAAGUUCCUAUCCUAAAACAGAGUGUACCGUUGUACUGAUUAUAGGCUUAACCUGAAGUGCCUCACUAAAAGAGCGAGGUAUAAAUAUAAGUUGUAAUAGUGCAAGCUAUGUAAAUCAGUGUGUGAAGGCAGCUGCUGUUAGGCAUUGUAUACAAGUAAUGUAGGUUCACUUUUUAACAAGUGUCAAGUGAAAACCAACAUUGCUGUCAUCCAUCAUUUAACCUUAUAUUUAUCAGCUGCUAACCAUGUUAAAUGAGUACAGCUGUUCAUUUAAUUGUUACAGCCAUAGUAUUGCACUCAAUGUUCAAAUCCCAUUCUGUUGCAAUACACUUAAGGUUACUUACCCUGAUCUGCUGGAGUAAAAAUUACUGUUAUAUAAAAGGAUAAAACAUUGAGUAGCUUAGUGUACAACUCCAACAUUAGUGGUUUGAAGCAAGGUGUAUAAAGAACAGCUGCUUUGCAGUCCAAGCCUACCUUAUUUGUACAACCAAUAAGGUUUGUUUCAUAUUUUAUUUCGCAUGGCCGAGGGAAUUGAGUAUUAAAAAAAAAAAAAAAUUGUUUAAAAAAAAUUCAACUCGAGCAAGAAUGUUCUAGUUCAUAUUCAGUAGAGGUAAGCGUCCCCCUAUGGAAGAACCUGCAUUUUACAGCACCAGGGCCAUCCUGGACUCAUGGUUGAAGCCUUGAUAUAGAGGUACUGAAGUCUUAUUCAUACAGCUCACCAAAGGCCAACAGGCUAUCUCAGCUUUGUGAGACAAAACUGUCAUGCAUAGAAGAUUAUU
Messenger RNA from Scleropages formosus (Asian bonytongue), 2529 nucleotides. RefSeq names its product hexosaminidase d (gene hexd). NCBI's taxonomy places the organism in Eukaryota, Metazoa, Chordata, Actinopteri, Osteoglossiformes, Osteoglossidae. The record is from RefSeq and is a predicted model, not a curated record. Gene Ontology annotation, molecular function: hexosaminidase activity. Gene Ontology annotation, biological process: carbohydrate metabolic process. The transcript has 13 exons. The coding region runs from base 73 to 1551 and encodes 492 amino acids.